This is a messenger RNA of Plutella xylostella (diamondback moth), 1961 nucleotides long. It is a transcript of the gene RpA-70, whose product is annotated as replication protein A 70. Gene Ontology annotation, molecular function: DNA binding. Gene Ontology annotation, cellular component: nucleus. NCBI's taxonomy places the organism in Eukaryota, Metazoa, Arthropoda, Insecta, Lepidoptera, Plutellidae. The record is from RefSeq and is a predicted model, not a curated record. Gene Ontology annotation, biological process: DNA repair; DNA replication; DNA recombination.
GCGUUUGCGGCUUUUUUUACGAUUUUGCAGAAAGCACGCAGAAAGUAUCCAGUAUUGAAGCGAAUUAUUGAGUAUUUCCGGCCCCUCAUAUAUUAAAACAUAACAUUUGUUUACAACUGGAAAGAUGACACACAAUCUUUCCGAAGGUUCACUUGAGGUGAUAAUGAACGGUGGCCACUACGACAAGCCCAUAAUGCAAGUGCUGGGCAGCAAGAAGAUCCAAGGCAGUGGAGCUAACGAGAGGUUUAGACUGCUGGUGUCUGACGGGAAGCACUCUCACAGCUUCGCCAUGCUCGCGACGCAGCUCAACGAGAAGCUGCUGACGGGCGAGCUGUCCGACUACUCCGUGGUGCAGAUCGACCGCUUCGUCACAUCCCUGCUGAAGAACACAGGGAAGGGGGAAAAGAGAGUAAUGAUAAUCCUGGACAUCACAAUCUUAAUGCCUGGUAAGGAUGUUGGCAAGAAGCUGGGCAACCCUCAGACCUGGACAGAGGAGUCUGCUGCAUCUGCCCCGGCCCAGCCGGCCAUGCAGCCUGUGCCCAAGCCCGCCCCGGCACCGGUGGCUAGACCCGCACCCAACCCAGACAUGAACAACAGUCUACUAUCUACUCAGAUGACUCAUCCGAUUGCAAGUCUCAGCCCUUAUCAAAACAAGUGGGUGAUAAAAGCGCGCGUCAUGUCCAAGGGCCCUAUCCGCACGUGGAGCAACGCGAAGGGCGAGGGCAAGCUGUUCAGCAUGGACCUGUGCGACGAGAGCGGCGAGAUCCGCGCCACCGCCUUCCGCGACGCCGUCGACAAGUACUACGAUAUGCUGCAGGUGGACAAAGUCUACUACUUCAGCCGCUGCCAGCUGAAAACCGCCAACAAGCAGUACUCAAGCCUGAAGAACGACUAUGAGAUGACGUUCACAAACGACACGGUGGUGGCUGAGUGUAUGGAGGAUGCUGGGUCUGUGCCCAGUGUGAAGUUUGAGUUUGUGCCCAUCUGUGAUAUUGCCGAGAAGAAUACUGAUGCGCUUAUUGACGUGAUCGGUGUGUGCAAGUCGGCGGGCGACGUGCAGGAGCUGACGGCGAAGAGCUCGGGCCGCCUGCUGAAGAAGCGCGAGGUCACGCUCGUUGACUCCUCCGGCGGGGUGAUAGUGACGCUGUGGGGGAAUGAGGCUGAGGCCUUCAACUGCGCCUCCAACCCCGUUCUAGCAAUCAAGGGUUGCCGCAUCUCGGAGUUCCAGGGCAGCAAGUCUCUCUCGUGCCUCAACAGCUCCAUGCUGCGGCUGCAGCCGGACCUGCCCGAGGCGCACAAGCUCAGAGGCUGGUACGACAACGGCGGCGCCAGCGUCGACCUCGUCAACAUCUCGGCCAAAUCCGGCAACUACACGGGAGGCAGCAACGAAUGGAUCACCUUCUCCGAGGCAGAAGCAAAACAGCUCGGCUCCGGGGAGAAAGGGGACUACUACAGCCUUCUCGGGGUCCUCACAUUCACGUUCGCAGACAACGCGGUGUACAAGGCCUGUCCUCAAGAGCAGUGCAAUAAGAAACUGGUGGAUCAAGAGAAUGGGCUGUUUAGAUGCGAGAAGUGCAAUCGGGAGUACCCGAAUUAUAAGUACAGGAUAUUGCUUGGGGCCAACGUAUCUGACCCGACCGGCGACCAACGCAUAACAGCCUUCAACGAGGCGGCCGAGGCGAUGCUGGCGCGCCCCGCGGCGGAGGUCGGCCGUCUGUUCGACUACGACAAGAAGGCCUACACCGACAUGUUCGAGGACGUCAAGUUCAAGACGUUUGUGUUCAAGUUCAGGACCAAGAUGGAGACUUAUAGCGACGAGGCGCGCCUCAAGACGACAGUGAUGUCGGCGUCGCCGGUGGACUACCGCGACGCCAACGCGCGCCUCGUGCGCAGCAUCAAGGCCGCCACCGGGAUCGAGGUGUAGGUGUUAUUGUUAUAGCUAUGUUUAAGUUUGUAUGGCC